GCACAGAUGGACUAUCAUCCGCCUGAUUCCUACCUCCCCGAAGGCUCAACUUGCCUCUUUACACUCAGGCUACCUCAAUACUCCUCUCUGGCCGUGUUCCGUGAACGUCUGCGCUAUGCAAUCUUCUCCUGCCGCUCCAUAGACAGUGAUGACUUGACGAUGCUGGAGUAG
Molecule: messenger RNA, 171 nt
Organism: Dibothriocephalus latus
Lineage: Eukaryota; Metazoa; Platyhelminthes; Cestoda; Diphyllobothriidea; Diphyllobothriidae
Source: the annotation of a GenBank genome assembly